Penaeus chinensis is the source of this 1299-nucleotide messenger RNA. Its product is annotated as mitochondrial 2-oxodicarboxylate carrier-like. The transcript has 8 exons. The coding region runs from base 169 to 1077 and encodes 302 amino acids. The record is from RefSeq and is a predicted model, not a curated record. NCBI's taxonomy places the organism in Eukaryota, Metazoa, Arthropoda, Malacostraca, Decapoda, Penaeidae.
CCUCACUAAUUCUUAUGACACAUUUCGGACGUAGUUGUUGCUGGCCGCUUGAAGCAAGUAGCGCAGUGAAAGUGGAGAUAUUUUCAUCACUUUAGAGGAGAAGCCCGUCGUGAUUAGAAGUGAAACUUAAACAAAUAGUGCAGUGCGACAUAAGAGACAAUCAGGAAGAUGGGAAAUGAAAAGCAGAGUGCUCUGAGCCUUAAGGUUGUUGGUAUCAAUCUGGCAUCAGGAGGAUCAGCAGGUUUCACUGAGAUAUGCAUCAUGCAUCCCCUAGAUGUGGUGAAGACGCGAUUCCAGAUUCAGACAAAAGGAGUCCCUGCUGAUCCAAAUUAUUACACCUCAGUUUAUGAUUGUAUGCGGAAGAUGGCAAGAAAUGAGGGGAUUUUGUCUCUUUAUAAAGGUGUCCUCCCACCUGUUCUUGUUGAAACACCAAAGCGUGCUGUCAAGUUUCUUACUUUUGAAAUCUACAAACAAUUAUUUGACAAGCCAACACCUGCGGCUUUUUUCUUAGCCGGAUUAGGUUCAGGCACAACAGAAGCCAUCCUGGUCAACCCUUUUGAGGUUGUUAAAGUUGCUCAGCAAGCAAACAGGGCUCAACACAAGACCUCUCCAGGCACUUGGGCAGUUGCACGUGAAAUUGUGAGGACACAAGGUCUUGGUUUCAGAGGCCUCAAUAAAGGAGUUACUGCAACCAUUGGAAGAAAUGGACUGUUUAACAUGGUUUACUUUGGCCUGUUUCACACUGUAAACACACGGAUUGAACAACCCAAGGAAAAGUGGCAACAAAAUGUGCAGAAGUUCUUCAUUGGCCUUGUAGCAGGAGUUUUAGGGUGCUUUGUCAACAUUCCCUUUGAUGUUGCUAAAAGCCGUAUCCAAGGUCCUCAGCCAGUCCCAGGUGAAAUAAAAUACCGCACUACAUUUGGGGCCAUUGCCACAGUGUACAGAGAGGAAGGAUUCCUUGCCCUGUACAAAGGCAUUGUCCCAAAAGUGUUGAGACUUGGCCCAGGAGCAGGCAUAAUGAUGAUUGUGUAUGAGAAUGUACAUGGCUACCUGACAAAGAGAUUCCCUGAUGAAUGAUACCCAUGAUUUUAAGCAUUCUUUUUAUGUACAAGCUACUGAACAAUGUUAAAUGUAUUUUACUGUAUCACAAUGCAGUUGCAAGAUGCUUUCCAUCAUUUCCAUCAUUUGUUGCACAAUUCUUUUUUAUGAGUAGAAUGUUGUAUUUCUGAGCUCUUUUCCAAAAUGUAUGGAUAUAUGUAUAUAUAUGAAUAUUAAUAAAUAUAUUGCUUUGAAUAGUAA